Molecule: messenger RNA, 3789 nt
Organism: Pieris brassicae (large cabbage white)
Lineage: Eukaryota; Metazoa; Arthropoda; Insecta; Lepidoptera; Pieridae
Product: putative inorganic phosphate cotransporter
Exons: 10
Coding region: 379-1995 (538 amino acids)
Biological process (GO): monoatomic anion transport; transmembrane transport
Molecular function (GO): transmembrane transporter activity
Source: RefSeq, a predicted model, not a curated record
AGUUCUAGUUGAUCUACAACUAAAUUAAAAUAAUGAAAAAUUACAAUUAAGAAACUUUCGUCUUUUCGUUAUAAGAUCAAAUUAGAAUUAUUAUGAAAUAUUAACCGUCGCGGAAUAUUUCGAAAACUUCAACAUUUUGCGGCGGCCCAAGCUGAGGUCCGAAUCUCGGAGGAGACGCCCUUGCGCUAGUCAGAAAGAAAGAACGAACUUUGUUAUACUGUUAAUCUAUUAAUAAACAUUGUGUUUAUUUAAAAUAUUGAUUAACCACGCCGGUUUGAAGAUAGUGUUUUUACAAUAAAAUGCGAAACGAGUUUUUUGUCUUAUAUCAGAAUUGUCAAUGAGUGAUAUAAUCGUGUAGUUAAAACGAAAUAUUUCAAAAUGGAGAACGCUUCGUCAGAAGUUAGAGAGAAUGUACGUACAAUGACCAAAUUCACUCUUCCGGUGUUAAUAUUUAUCGUAUAUGUUGAAAUGAUAGCAAAAUGGAGACGCUGCAUAUCGAGACUGUGCCUGAUACCUCAGCGGUAUGUUCUGGGGCUUAUGGGUCUGUGGGCUUUAUGCAACGCUUAUACAAUGCGUGUUUGCCUCAAUUUAGCUAUCACACAAAUGGUUAAUAAUAGUAAGUCUGGCGACGAUUCACACUACGACCCCGAUGCCUGUCCAGAUGAUAGUGAGCUGUUGGUGAAUGGAACUGCUCCUUUUAAACCACACGCAAUAUUCGACUGGUCCGAGUCAACCCAAGGUUUACUCUUAAGUGGCUUCUACUAUGGAUACGCUAUCACCCAAAUACCUGGAGGUUAUCUGGCUGAGAAGUAUGGCGGGAAAUGGACACUAGGUUUAGGAUUGUUAAGUACAGCCUUAUUUACGCUAUUGACACCAAUCGUUGUUACUGCUGGAGGUGCAACGUGGCUCUUUAUUCUACGUGUCUUGCAAGGAAUGGGUGAGGGUCCAACAAUGCCAGCUCUGAUGGUUGUUCUAGCGCGAUGGGUUCCAGCUCAUGAAAGAUCACUUCAAGGAGCAUUGGUCUUUGGUGGUGCCCAAAUUGGUAACAUUUUUGGUUCCUUCAUGUCUGGCUUUUUGAUGGCUGGUGAUGGACACUGGGCCAAUGUAUUUUAUUUCUUUGGAUGCUUUGGAAUAUUAUGGUUUUUGUUUUGGAGCAUUCUCUGCUUUAGUGCACCAGAAACCCAUCCGUUCAUAUCUGACGAAGAGCUUAAGUACUUGAACGAAAGUAUAACGGGUUCAGACAACAAAAGUACUAGAGAUCCAAUACCGUGGAAAGCUAUAUUGCGAUCAGGGCCAGCUUGGGCCCUAUUGUUUGCCGCAGUUGGUCACGAUUGGGGCUACUACACGAUGGUGACUGAUUUACCCAAGUACAUGACAGACGUACUCAAGUUUAACAUUGCUGCUACUGGUACUCUUACUGCUAUCCCUUACCUUGCUAUGUGGCUCUCAUCCUUCGCCUUCGGUAUCAUUUGUGACAUCUCUGUCAAACGGAACUGGCAUUCCAUUAAGACUGGAAGAAUUAUUUAUACGACCAUCGCUGCUACUGGACCAGCAGUCUGCAUCAUCCUGGCCUCAUAUUCCGGCUGCGACCGCUUUGCAGCUGUUGCAUACUUUAUAGCUUCCAUGGCGCUCAUGGGAGGAUACUAUAGUGGAAUGAAGGUGAAUGCAUUAGACCUAGCGCCUAACUACGCCGGUUCGCUCACCGCAAUGGUUAACGGGACAUCGACUCUAUCUGGAAUAAUUACACCUUAUCUGAUUGGUCUUCUAACACCUGAUUCAACACUAAAACAAUGGCGAGUCGCGUUUUGGAUUUGCUUUGCUGUUCUGGUGAUAACGAAUGUAAUCUAUGUCAUCUGGGCGGAUGGUGAACAGCAGUGGUGGGAUGAUAUAAGAAGGCAUGGUUAUCCUGAAGGCUGGAAACAUGGACCUUUGAAAACCUCUGACGACGAUAAGGAAAAGAGUAAAAAGAAGGAGGCAGAAGGUACUGCAUUAUAGGUAAAAAUCAAAGGGAAAAAAAUAUUUUGGACCUGAAAAACUGCACUAUAACAUUACUAAGAUUUGUUUUUGUAUUUCUUUGUAAUUACCGCACUGCUGUGACUUGUGAUAUGUUGUAAUUAAAAUAGAUACGUCUUAUUACUAAGUGCCGAUUUUUAUAACAUAAUAUAGUCCUUAUUGCUACGAUCCGUAGAUAAAAGUCAUUUACAAAUAUCAUUUAUAAGUAAUGAAAAUAUUAAGUGUAUUAUCUGAAGUUAAUGUUAAUUUUAUGUAAAGCACAAGGUUUUUUUAUAGGAACAACAAUUUUUCUUGCCAAAAAAUAGAUAAAUAAGUACUUGCUAUAGUUAAAAUUGAUUCCUAUAAUACCAUUUCUGUAUACCCAUCCCAUUUUUAUCACUCUUUUUCCGAGGUUCGACAUUCUAGAGUCUUGGGAUUAACCGAUAAACUAACAAUGUUUUAAUCACAUCCUCAGAAUCAGAGUGUAGACUUAAGACUGAGUGUAAUACGUUAACUCAAGUUGUUGAUUUAUGGAAGUCAUACUUACUUCUUAGUCUCGACUUUACUUUAAGUAUAUUUUAAAGCCUUUUGAAAUAUAGAUGUCAAUGUUAGUAAGAUUAAAUUUUGUCACAUAAUUCUAUAAGGCGCAAUUGUUUUCCAACCUAAAUACUGUCUCAUAAUAAAACUCCCACAUAUUUUAACAAAGCCAGCAUUCGGUUUCUAUAUUUAAUAAGUUGUGAUGAAACUAUAACAAAGAUAUAAUAUUUUAUAAUAAUGUAACAAUUUUACUUAUUGUGAACUUGGUACAAUGUAUAUUUUGGUAUAAACGAGUACUUACCUCAUAUUAUUAUCAAUAUCUAUUAAGAAUAUUGCAAAUUCAAACUUAUAUUUGUAAAGCACUCGAAACGUUGUGGUAUGUAAAUAAUCGAAUAGAUUCGAAAGUACCCAAUGGCAUGUGUAAACAAGUAUUAUUAUACUAUAGUCGCUAUUGCGAACAUAUUUUCGCAUUCAAGGGAUACAUAGAUUAUACGUAUUUCUAGUCUCUUAUGUAUUCAAGUCAAGCGUUUCCUAUUAAACGUUUACAUAUAUUUAUAGGUCAUUGAUAGGUCGAUCUACAAGAAAAUAUUUAUAGGUUAUAAGUAAAUAUUGUCAUAGCUUUAAAUAUUUUUUUGAGAUUGCAUUAGUGGUACAAUUAGAUUAUUAGAAAAAAUAUUCAGUGAAAAUUUUUCAUUGUCAAUGCUCUAAUUUUAAAUUUGGAACGGAAGACCAGCGUAAGUAAACGGAUUAUAAAAGUAAUGGUUUAUAUCGCCGAAGUGUUUAAUCUAGUUCUAAGGGCUGUAUAAUGUAUAAUAAGUAUUUACCACGGAGUUAAAAACAUGAAAGGUCAAUGACACUGACACCGUGCUUAGUGAUUAAACAAUCAUAUUUAGAUUUUGCUCUUGUGAAAUGAAAUAAUUGGAGUACAAAUUACUGGCGGAUACUCUGAUCUUUCUAACAUAAAUAUAUACCGAGAUAUUUAAAAUUCUUAUUUGAUAAAGAGUUUGUAAUAAGAACAUUUUUAUAUAACUUCAAAACUUUUCAUACUGUGUUUUUAAAUGUGUAAAAACGAAGCACUUUGAGAGCUGCAAAAAAUUAUUAGGUAAUUGAGCAUUUGAUUGUCAUUCUCCCAUUGAGUGGCCUUGGUAUUUGAGAACCUGUCAGUAAUUUAGAAAAGCCGUAAAUGUAUCAUAAAUGAAGUGAUUAAUUGUGUAUAUAAAAUGUUUAGUAUCCAGUUUAAAUAAAUUAUUUGAAAUCGAA